This is a messenger RNA of Aspergillus niger, 369 nucleotides long. RefSeq lists its product as hypothetical. The coding region runs from base 1 to 369 and encodes 122 amino acids. NCBI's taxonomy places the organism in Eukaryota, Fungi, Ascomycota, Eurotiomycetes, Eurotiales, Aspergillaceae. The record is from RefSeq and is a predicted model, not a curated record. The transcript is spliced from 4 exons.
AUGUGGGGUAACCGAGUAGAACAACAAGGAGCGGGGGUUUCAAGCACAAACAAAGCAUUUGUCUACCCAGGCAACAGCAUACUUUCGAAGGCGGAGGAUGUCGCGCUUGCAUUCAAUAGGUGCCCGUACACGCAAGAGUCUACGAGAGUACCACGCUUGGGGCAGCAGAUGAGUCGGACUGGCAGCAAGGGGUUAACUUUAGUCACUCUAAUAGACGGUGCUCUUGGGUGUGAAGUAACCGUCCGAGAGAUGGACAAAGUGUCGGAUGUUGCUAAAUCAGUACGAUCCUGGUUGAUCCUUGGUGCGAAACUACUCACCGGCGUGGUUUUCAGCCCCCUAAUAGACGCGCUCCGUAGAAACAGGCCAUGA